Molecule: messenger RNA, 3503 nt
Organism: Lagopus leucura (white-tailed ptarmigan)
Lineage: Eukaryota; Metazoa; Chordata; Aves; Galliformes; Phasianidae
Gene: COMTD1
Product: catechol-O-methyltransferase domain containing 1
Exons: 8
Coding region: 58-840 (260 amino acids)
Molecular function (GO): O-methyltransferase activity; S-adenosylmethionine-dependent methyltransferase activity
Source: RefSeq, a predicted model, not a curated record
CGCCUCGCUCCGCCGUGCCGCACCGACCCGCUCGCAGCCGCUUUUCCGCGCCCCGAGAUGCCGUUCUUCAGCGUGCCCAAGGAGGUGGCCGUCGGCACGGCCAUGCUCGGGGUCGCCUUCGCGACGGGGCUGCUAGCAGGUAAAAGAUAUCCAUCCCUAUUGUUUGGGACAUCCAAACCACACAGGAGUAUUAUUGGGAAAAGCAGCCCUCUGUGGCAAUAUAUACUGGAUCAUUCCUUGAGGGAGCAUCCAAUUCUCAAGAAGCUGCGCCUGCUCACUGCAGAAUAUCCCUGGGGCAGAAUGAUGGUGUCCUGUGACCAGGCUCAGCUGAUGGCAAAUUUAAUCAAACUCAUUAAAGCCAAGAAAGUUAUUGAAGUAGGAGUUCUCACAGGAUAUAAUGCCUUGAGUAUGGCACUUGCCCUGCCAGAUAAUGGCAGAGUUAUUGCUUGUGACAUAAAUGAAGAUUAUGCCAAAAUUGGAAAGCCACUGUGGAAAGAAGCAGGAGUAGAUCAUAAAAUUGACCUACGGAUUAAGCCAGCUACUCAAACACUUGAUGAGCUGUUGGCUGGUGGAGAAGCAGAAACCUUUGACUUUGCUUUCAUUGACGCGGAUAAAGAAACCUACAAUGAGUACUAUGAAAAAUGUUUGCGCCUCAUAAAGAAAGGGGGAAUAAUAGCUAUUGAUAAUGUUCUUCGGUGUGGAAUGGUGCUAAAACCAAGAAAGGAUGACUUGGCAACACAGAGCAUCCACCAGCUCAAUGAGAAGCUUGUCAGAGAUGCACGAGUCAAUAUCAGCAUGAUCCCAAUGGGGGAUGGAGUGACAUUAGUGUUCAAGUUGUAAAUGGAGGUGUCCCAGCACAUGGGAAACAGCAAGCAUCAGAUCACCAGCAGAAAUGUAGCCAGAAUGCUGUCAAAAAUGAUUAUUUAACCCACACCUCCACAGCACAGCGCAGCUUAGGAAAGUAGACUUCAGAAUCAUCAAGACUCUAAGGGCAGCUAAGUUGAGGAGAAUGAUUUGCUUGGCAAUAUAGUGUGGCUUCUUAUUUUAAUAAAUUAUAAUAAAGGAAGCAUAUUAGAAAAUUACCUUUUUAAAACAGUGAUUAAAAAAAAAUAAAUGAAUUUGUGUAGAAUGACUGACUUCCAACUACGUCAGUACAACAAAGAGAUUUUCUGUCCUGAAAGAGGGUACUGAGUCUGAGACAAAAGGAGGGUACGGACACAGGGAAUUAAAACAUGGAAACAUUAAGUAAUUGAGGCAAGACCAUGGAGACGACCAAAAUCACCCUCUGAAACAAAUCUUAACCACUAGAAUAUUCUUCCCUUAUGUUUUCACUGAUUAGAAGGGACAUUAAUUGCACCUUCUACUGAUGAGGGGUAAGUCCUGAAUUUGGACAGGAAGAAGGGGUUUAAGUAGCAGCUAGAUAAAGCACUAGUUAAGCUGAGAGAAAAUAAAAACUGCUGAUACAACUCAGCACAAAUUUGCAUUAAUUAAGAGCAAAAAGGUCACGCUUUUUAAUAACUAAGAAGGACAAAGCAAAAAAUCUUGUAUGUUACUAAGAGAUCAGAGGAAAAAAAAAUCCAUUUUCUGGUUGCCUUAUUGCUGUUCAUUUUGUUGGGUUAUUUCUGUGGAAGUCAUAGCAAGAUGGAUAAAGAAGUGGCUAAGGUACGUUUUGGUGACACAGUUUUGAGGAUUGGAGAGGAGGGCAAACACUAGAGAGUGAACUUGGAACUCACAUACCAUUAGUCUCAAAAAGCAGCAUCAAACUGAUUAUUUUUGAGCUAUUUAGUACUUCUCUACAUACUAAGAAUCCAUGCAGGUAAGAGUGUUCAUCAUACUGUUUCUGUGGGUUCCCAUCUGUUGGGAACAUCUGUCUCAAACUAAAAGAGUGAAUCUGUCAGUUUCACUGGGACUUCACACAUCCUGCAUGUUUCUAACAGAACUGGGCCAAUAAAAUCCCCCUUUUUUUUCCCUAGUUACCGUCACUGGCUUAGACACCUUGAUUUUUUAAUGACAGUGUAAAUAAACAGAAGGUCAAGGGGUCAUUGUCCAUGAAAGCUCUAGAGGACACUAUUUAAUUGAAAAAGUCCAAAUGAGAAUUUAUUUUGGUGACUCAUUUUUGUGUGAUAAGACUAAGUAAAAAUUACACACCUUCUGGAGAAGACUACAUUCUCUUAUUAUUAAGAUAUUUGCUAGGUGCUACGAAGCACCAACAACCAUGGAGUCCUUCAACAUAAAUGGGUAACUGAACUCAUUUUUUUUUUUCUUUUAAGGCAGGAAAAAUGGCACACAUAACUGACAUUCACAGCACUUGGAAGCUGAGUUUUCUGCACCGCCGGACAGCAGGCAAUGUUACUCAGAAGCUGGCCUUCUCUUCAAGCUCCUGCCCUGCGUGUCUGGAAUUCAUCACUACUAACUGCAUUUAAUCCUUCAACCUUACUGUAAAGUGACUGCUGAUAAUGUAUAAUUAUGGUUUAAUUCAAGUGGUGAAUCAGCUUUGGGGAAUCUGCGGGGACCACGGGAAUUUAGGCUUUCCUUAGGUGGUGAGAACAGACCACACGACAACACAGCAUGAGUCUUUGUCUCUCUCUAAUGGCGAGAUCAUGUAUGGAAGCUUACAGGUCUGAACCUGAUUCCCAGCAUCACAUCUGUUGCUCACACAGUAUAGGCUCACCAUUUUCCAAACUAAAGACUUGCAAAGCGGAAUUAGAAUCUUUUAGUAACUGCAACUCCAAUAAGCAGCCAACAUUCACUCAGCAUAAAGCAGCGCAUGGCAACACUGCUGGCCUCUUCCACUAUAUCCAGAGGGAAGACAGCAGGAUCCUGGAGUUACCUGCAGCUUGGGAAGCACUCAGGACUGAGCUGUUGAAGUGCUUUUAGUCUGUUCAAGUUUAACUACAUCACACAUGGUCAGCAAUUCCUGUGAACUGCUUCUUGAAGACAAUUGGUGUGCUUCUUGUGAUAAAGCCCUUAAGAUAUACAGAAAGGAACAUGACUAAGCUUCAUCCAAGUCCUCUCCUUUGACACACGAGCAGCUCCCCAGCCACUCAGGAGCAAGGACCUGGCACGUACCACAUCUCAGGCCCUGCAGCCUUGCUGAUGCUCAGCACAGCAGCAGUUGAUGAACCUUGCAGCUGCAGCAUGGCCGUGCUGAACAGCUCCAGAUGUUCUUCCUCGUGAGGGAUGUGCCAUCUCAUUUAAGGAGCCUCUGAGCUCCCCACAUAUGGAUUCUGGACUGAUUACCAGGUGUUUUCCAUCAGUUUUUAUUUUACUACUCCUUUCAUUUCCACUUCAGCAGCACCACUUUCUUAUGCUUCCCAGAAUCAACAUGUGGAAAGCUGUAAGUGCAACCAGAGAGGCCUUCCAAGCAGGGAUUUCUGACCGGAUACCAAGCAAGAAGUACUGGGCAGGGAGCAACCAAGCUCACUGCUGCAGGUACUGCCCCAUGUUUGCUCCAGGUUCAAGGGCUUGCCUCAGAAUAAAGCAUUACCCCUGCCUAAGUCUAA